Camelus dromedarius (Arabian camel) is the source of this 2298-nucleotide messenger RNA. RefSeq names its product RAB4A, member RAS oncogene family (gene RAB4A). Gene Ontology annotation, cellular component: plasma membrane; insulin-responsive compartment; postsynaptic recycling endosome. The transcript is spliced from 8 exons. Bases 180 to 836 code for a protein of 218 amino acids. Gene Ontology annotation, biological process: regulation of endocytosis; Rab protein signal transduction; vesicle-mediated transport. Gene Ontology annotation, molecular function: GTPase activity; GTP binding. Lineage: Eukaryota; Metazoa; Chordata; Mammalia; Artiodactyla; Camelidae. The record is from RefSeq and is a predicted model, not a curated record.
AGGGCCGCAGCCGCUGGGUGGCCGGCAGUUGCCGUGGCGACCGCGGGCCCCUCCCUCCUCGGGUCCCCUGCCCCUCGCCGUUCCGCACCGAGGCGCGGCGGACGACCCUGGCCUCCCCUGCCGCCAGCCCGGCCACAGCUGCAGCCGGUGCGCCGGCGAGAGGCGGUGCCGCUCCCAAGAUGUCGCAGACGGCCAUGUCCGAGACCUACGAUUUUUUGUUUAAAUUCUUGGUUAUUGGCAAUGCAGGAACCGGCAAGUCUUGCUUGCUUCACCAGUUUAUUGAAAAAAAAUUCAAAGAUGACUCAAAUCAUACAAUAGGAGUGGAAUUUGGUUCAAAGAUAAUAAACGUUGGUGGUAAAUAUGUCAAGUUACAGAUAUGGGACACAGCCGGCCAAGAACGAUUCAGGUCUGUGACGAGGAGUUACUACAGAGGUGCAGCGGGGGCCCUCCUUGUCUACGACAUCACCAGCCGAGAAACCUACAAUGCGCUUACUAAUUGGUUAACAGAUGCCAGAAUGCUAGCGAGUCAGAACAUCGUGAUCAUCCUCUGUGGGAACAAGAAGGACCUGGACGCCGAUCGGGAAGUCACUUUCUUGGAAGCCUCCAGAUUUGCUCAAGAGAACGAGCUGAUGUUUUUGGAAACAAGUGCCCUCACAGGGGAGAAUGUAGAAGAGGCCUUUGUACAAUGUGCCAGAAAAAUACUUAACAAAAUUGAAUCAGGUGAGCUGGACCCAGAACGAAUGGGCUCAGGUAUCCAGUACGGAGAUGCGGCCUUGAGGCAGCUUCGGUCCCCACGCCGCGCACAGGCCCCGAGCGCUCAGGAGUGCGGCUGUUGAAGCAGCGUGGGAGCGCCAGGUGUUCAGACAGUGGUAUUUGGGACACAAUUGUUGGAGCUUGAAGAAGAAGUUUUUUACCACCAUCUUUUUCUACUUUAUACAGAAGUAGAUCUUUGUGCGAAAAAAAUCAUUUGGGGUGUUAUGCAAGCUAGUAGAUGUGGUACAGCAAACCGUAUAAUAAAUCCAGGUCACUGGACAAGACCAUUAAGUGUGUACAUGUAUGUAAAAAUGUUCCGUUCUGUAUUCUCCCUUCCACCUUUGGUUUGACUCCUGGCUCUGUACUGUAUAUAUGCUAGUCCAGUACGUCUCCACAGCAUGGUUUCUGAUGUAUGAUAUGAUAAAAAGUUGCAUUGAUGCAAUCUAAUAUUUUAUUUUUUUUAAUCAUAUGAACUAAAAUCUGUUAACUGUGAGGUGUGCUUCGAUCAUCAAGUCGAUUAUAUUGCACAGUUGGUUCUAUUUGUAACCUGAUACUCAGAAACUGGCAAUUGGUGGCCAGUGCAGUGCUUAGCUAAUUCCGUUGACCACAGUCCACAAGGCGUUUACGUGAGCUACACUUGAAAUAUUAGAUCGGUAGUUACUCACAGGCUGAAAUAAAAUGAAGCAUGGAGUUUUCCCAUGAGCCUUACAUGCUCCUGAUUUUAAGGCAUCUUCAUCCAGAUCAGUUCAGUAAGUCCAGCUGGGUACCCGCUCUGUCUUAGGCGCCGUGAUCAGCAGCGAGGACUCGGUACCUUUAACCAAGCUUACGAGGCAGCCGACGCUACUCUCAGUGGCUGGUAAAUGCAGUAGAUAAACCACGCCACUGGGAGCUGCUGGCCUGUUCCCGGCUUGCUGAGCUGUAUGGUCUCCCUGUCAGAAAACACGCUGUUGGCCACUGUGCUUUUUCUGGGAUCCAGUAUUAGAGCAUCACUGCCUCUUUUUCAGUCUUUUAUCGUUUUGUGUUCAUUUUAAGGAAACCCACUAAAUCAAGUUAAUAUCAAAGGGAUGCCACUGAGGAAUUCUGUAUAGCUGUUGCUGAGUACUUAAAUGCCUUACUACAGUUACCAAGUCGACCUGUUUUUAAUUCACAUGAGGUAUAUUGAAGUCUAAUAUAUAUUGUAUUACAAAGACUUGUUCUAAUGUCUUAAAAUGUUAAUGCAAAAAAUAUGUAAUAGCACUUUUCUUUAAAGUUAAAAUACAGUACUAUUUAAAGCUGAAAGGUUAAAGAAAGCAUUCUUCACCUUUUAUAUGUUCUUCCACUGUGACUUCUUAACUGCAUAAAUUCCAUUACCUUUUCAUUAGAAGCUGCCUGUUGCUUUUUAAUUUGUUACUUUAAUCAACAGAGCGCAGCGGCACGUAGACUCCGGGAAGUGACUGGAUAAAAGCAUCAGAAUGUUGUCCUGUUAGGUAUUUUAAUUUUGCUUUUCUUCUGUCUUGAAUAUUGGAUUUGGAGAAGUUAGAAUAUGAAGCAGGUUCUCAGACCGAA